Messenger RNA from Arabidopsis arenosa, 3829 nucleotides. The record is from the annotation of a GenBank genome assembly. Lineage: Eukaryota; Viridiplantae; Streptophyta; Magnoliopsida; Brassicales; Brassicaceae.
GGGCGUUUAGGGUUCUUCAUUAACGAAAUUUCUGAAAUUUUUGAAAUGAUGAGCACCACAAACUACUCAUAUGCUUCCAGUUCGAGUUAUCGUGUUUGUCCUCCUGGUGUCCCCUCGAAAUGCUGGUUUGGAGAGGAGAUCAUCACAUUCACAUCGAAGACAAACGAAAAUCCAUACCGGAGAUUCUACCGAUGCGCGAUUGCAAUGAAGAGGGAAAAUGAAGAGCACUUGUUCAAAUGGGUUGAUGAAGCGCUCUUAGAUGAAAUUAAGAUGGUAAAUGAGAAGUGUAAUAGAGUUGCAAAAAAUAUUAGUGAUAUGAGGAUGAAGGUGAUGGCUAAAUUUUCUCUGCAACUUCCGAUCUUACACUCUUCAGAGAAUAUUCACCUUCAUCCUAUUGCAAGCUUCUCUAUUACCAAUCCAACCAAAAAGGUCCAAAACUCUUCAAUGGCUUCUUCUUCUUUCUCAAGCUCCUCUGCCAUUUCCGUGGUUAGAUUACUCUCUCCUCGAGUUUUCGUCAAUUUCCGAGGGAUUGACUUGCGCAACAACUUUAUCAGCCAUCUAGAGAAAGCCCUGGGAGAGAGUGACAUCGACUUCUUUAUUGACAAUCAACUACUGCCAAGCGAGGAUCUUGAAACCCUUUUUAAGGAGAUUGAGGAUUCAAAAAUCGCACUCGCCAUCUUCACGGAACGGUACUCAGAAUCGAAAUGGUGCUUGGACGAGCUAGUGAAGAUUAUGGAAAAGGUGCAGGAAGGAAAACUCAGAGUCAUCCCCAUCUUCUUCAAGGUGAAGGUGAAUGAUGUGAAACAUUUUACUGGGAAGUUCGGCAGGAACUUAUACAGAGGAGAUCGCCGUGAAAAUUCCAAUAUGCCGAAAUGGGAGGCAGCUUUGAGAUCUGUUCCCGCAAAAAAGGGCUUGACUUGGGCGGAUCACAUGAACGAGAGUGAUUUCAUUGUCGACAUUGUAAAGAUAGUGAAGAAAGUGCAAGCAAAAAUUUCAGGAGGACAAGGAACCAACAACAUGUCUUCUACAAAUAUCUCAUCGGUGAGUUCUAGUGGUAAUACUCUCUCUGGAACCAUUGAACAGCCUAGAUUGGAACAACAGCUUAAGGAAUUGGAAGAGAAGUUAUUUGAUUUUAAUUAUGAAAAACGUCGAAUAGUUGGAAUUGUUGGGAUGCCUGGUAUUGAUUGGUUGAAGAACACACUUCUGAAUGAUAAGGCUCAAAUGUUCACAAAGAAAAGUUUUUAUCUUUUGGAUGAUGUGAGCCACAAGGACCAAGUAGAAUAUUUACUCCAAAAUCGGGAACGAAUUAUAGAUGGAAGCAAGAUUGUCAUUACAACACGUGACAAGUCAUCCAUCGAGAAACUGGUGGACGAUACUUAUGUGGUCUCUGGUUUAAACGAUAAAGAAGCUCUUCAGCUCUUUAACAAUCACGCCAAAGGGAAUUUCCCGGAGCUUUCCAAAAAGUUUGUGGAGUAUGCUGGAGGCAAUCCACGAGCCCUCGAGGAAUUGGGAAAGGAGAUUUGUGGGAAAGACGAGAAUCAGUGGAAAGCAAGACUUCUUACGCUGCCAUAUUGUUGCAAUCCGAGGAUCCUUACAGAAUUGAGAUUCAGUUAUGACUUACUGAGUGAUCAGCAGAAGGAUGCGUUUCUCGACAUAGCUUGUUUCUUCAGAUCAGAGGAGGAAGAUUAUGUAAAAUGUUUACUAGAUCCGCAUGUUACUGAGUCUGGUGAAGCUGUUAAAGAUCUUGCUGAAAAGUUGUUGAUAUGUAUCUCUGCCGGCCGAGUAGAGAUGCAUGAUGUAUGGUGUACAUUUGGAAAGGAACUCGGUUCAUCCCAUGAAAAUAAGUCAGGGGAAAGAAUGUUGAAUCAUGACAAAACUAUUGAAACUCUAUACUUAAAACGUUUAAAAAAGGGAAAGAACAAGGUGAGAGGUAUUUUCCUAGACAUGUCCAAAUUUGGAGGAAUCAAUGGAAUACCAUUAAAAGCGAAUAGGUUUAUCAAAAGGUUGGACCAGCAGAAUCUGCGAUACCUUAAAAUCUAUGAUUCUCUUUGUCCUCAGCGAUGUGAAAAGGACUGUAAAGUAAACUUGCCCGAUGAACUUGAGUUUCCUUUUCCAGAGAUUCGAUAUUUCCACUGGCUGAAAUUCCCAUUGACAGAACUUCCAUCAGACUUCAACCCAAAUAAUCUUAUUGAUCUCAGGCUGCCUUACAGUAAGAUUAAACAUGUUUGGGAAGAUGCUAAGAAAACGCCGCAGUUGAAGUGGGUGGAUCUAAGUUUUUCAACUGAAUUGAGUGACCUGUCAGCAUUGUCAAAGGCGUUUUAUCUCCGAAGAUUGAAUCUUGAAGGCUGCACGAAUCUGAGUAGUUUGCCAAAAGAGAUGAGUAACAUGAAGAGCCUUGUUUUCCUGAACCUCAGAGGAUGUGUCAUGCUCUCGUCUCUACCAAAAAAACUGAAUUUAAUCUCUCUGAAGAUUCUCAUCCUCAGUGGCUGCUCAAAAUUUGAAAAGUUUGAGCUGUAUUCUGAAAAUCUUGAAUUUCUACAUUUAGAUAGCACUGCAAUCAAGAGUCUUCCUAAAAGCAUCAAGAACUUCCAAAAACUUGUGUUACUGAAUCUAAAAGAGUGCAAAGUGUUGGAGUCUCUACCAUACUAUCUCUACAAGUUGAAGGCUCUUGAAGAACUAAUUCUCUCUGGUUGUGUACUGCUUAGGAGUUUUCCUGAUAUUAAGGAGAACAUGGAAAAUCUGCAGAUUUUACUACUCGACAGGACCUCAAUAAAAGAGCUACCAAAUGUAUUACUACAUUGUGUUAAAUUCAAAGACCAAGUGGUUUGCCAACAGCCACUCCGGAUGAAUGGCAUAUCCUUGUUGCGGCAUCUAUGCUUAAGGGGAAAUAAAGAUAUCUGCAGCCUGGGAUCUAGCAUCAGCCAACUCUAUCAUCUGAAAUGGAUCGACUUGAAGUAUUGCGAUAGUCUACUCUCUAUUUCAACUCUGCCACCAAAUCUUCAAUGCUUAGAUGCGCAUGAAUGUAUCUCACUAAAAACAGUCGCCAGUCCGUUGGCCCUUCUUAUGCCAACAACGCAGCAGGUCCCCACUUCAUUCAUUUUCACUAACUGUGAAAAGCUAGAGCAAGCUGCCAAGAAUGAAAUUGUAUGUUAUGCUCACAAUAAGAGCCGCCUCCUCUCAGAAGCAUUGAAUCGCCAGAAUAAGGGUUUCGCGUUUGAAACUUUGGUUGCUACUUGCUUUCCUGGAAGUGAAGUCCCUGCUUGGUUUAGUCACAGAGCUUCUGGGGCAGAGUUAAAGCCAGAGCUUCCUGGACACUGGAGUAAAAAUGGGUAUGUUGGAAUAGCUCUAUGUGCUAUCGUCUCAUUUGAGGACUACGAAAAUCGAAACAAAGAUCUCCAAUUGAAAUGCAGAUGUGAGUUCAAUGAUAUUGAGACAUCCUCUAGCAACUUUAAUUGCCAUAUUGGAGGUUUAUCUGAGACAGGCGUUAAGGAAAAAAAGAUUAAGUCUAGUCAUGUGUUCAUUGGCUACACCAAUUGGUUGGAUAUAAACAAAGGUCAAGAACAGAAUGGUACGAUGGGAUGUGUUCCUACCAAGGCUUCCAUCACAUUUAAAGUGACAGAUGGUACUAAUGAGGUUAUGAAUUGUGAGAUCUUGAAGUGCGGCUUUAGUUUAGUUUAUGAAUCAGGUUCUUGGGAAGCAAGCUUAGGGACAGAGUGCGUCACACAUUGUAAAGGUAUAUUGUCAGGUUUCUUGAAAGGAAUCAAAUGGCUAUUUAAGUAACCGAAACAAUGGUCAUAACUUCAAUAGUGAAGAAACCUGCAGUAAUAUG